Molecule: messenger RNA, 9582 nt
Organism: Oryctolagus cuniculus (rabbit)
Lineage: Eukaryota; Metazoa; Chordata; Mammalia; Lagomorpha; Leporidae
Source: RefSeq, a predicted model, not a curated record
UUACAGUGAGACAGAGAGAGGUCUUCCAUCCAUUGGUUCACUCCCCAGAUGGCUACUCUGGGUGCAGCUGCAUUGAUCCGAAGCCAGGAGCCAGGUGCUUCCUCCUGGUCUCCCAUGCGGGUGCAGGGCCCAAGGACUUGGGCCGUCCUCCACUGCUUUCCCAGGCCACAGCAGAGAGCUGGUUGAGAAGAGAAGGAGCCGGGACUAGAACCGGUGCCCAUAUGGGAUGCCGGUACUUCAGGCCAGGGCUUUAACCCGCUGCGCCACAGCGCCAGCCCCUAAACAGAAGAGUUCUAAGUCAAGUGAAGUAUAACCUGAAUGACCAAAACAGUGAUAUUCUCUUAAUUCCCAAAUAUGAGUCAUUUUACAGAUAUAGCUUUUUGAAUGAAGGGAGACUUUUGAAACCCCCUCCUUGUUUUUAAAAAAAGAUUUAUUUAUUUGAAAGGCAGAGUUGCAGAGAGAGAAAGAAGAACAGCUAAAGAGAGACCAUCCAUCUGCUAAUUCAGUCCCUCAAUGGCCUCAAUGGCCAGGGUGGAUCCAGGUAGGAGCCAGGAGCCAAGUGCUUGGGCCAUUCUCUGCUGCUUUCCCUGGCCAUUAACAAGGAGCUGGAGCUGAAGUAGAGCAGCUGAGACUAAAACUGGUGCCCAUAUGGGAUGCCCGCAUGGCAAGCAGCGGCUUAACCUACUGCGCCAGCCCCAGCUGGGCCCUUUUGAGACACGACAUCACUAUUCUGCCAAAAAUUUAUACCGUUAGCUUUUUCCCUAGUCUUUUACAGAGGGACCUGUGACUUUUUUUGCCAGAGUGACUAUGCUGUGGAGAAAAGGAAAUAAUCAGACUUUCCCAGGAUUACCGAACACUGACUGAACUGACAGAAUGACCCAAAAUGUUGUGGCCCACCGUUCAGAGUAGCGGUUUAUGCAGCUCAGGUAGUCAGUGGAAUUUUAGCUCAGGUUCACCCCAGUGGGUCAGUAGGUACCUGUGCCACCCUGUGAUUAUUUCCCCAGUGUUGGAAUGCAAAAUUUGUGCAGACAUAGUUGGCAACCGGCUGAAUCAGUUAUGAGUUUGUUUUUUCAAGAGGAUGAACUCUUUGUUAUCCAGCUCUCCAGAUUCAUACUUUUGGUGACUCUUCAUUGAUGUGGAUAUAAGCUAAUAGUAAAGAAUACAGUUACAUGUAAUUCAGAAAGCAGUAAUCUGGGAUCCUAAGUUAAACUUGGGAGUUUAGUUCUCUCUUGGUUCCUGUAUACAAAGCCAAAGGUCAGAGAAGACCAGUUAGUUAGAUAAUUGUUUGGGGCAGAUUACAGCAUGAAAAACAGAAGCCACCAAGUUCACUUUAUCCUUCUUGCUGCAUGUCACUUUUCCCAAGUAAAGUAAUUUGCACUUGCUCUUUACUUGGGAAUUCUUAAAUCCUUUACAAUUUCAUAAAUAUAUUACAAUUCCAGUCUUUACUUGAAGGCAGUGACUGUUUGCACAUAUACCAAGUGCCAGAAGGGUUACAAUUGUGUGUGAUGUCAAGCAUUUGGUAGUUGGUCAGUGAAAAACUCUGUUGUUGCUUUAUAACCAUUUUUUUUAAAAAAAAGAUUUAUUUAUUUAUUUGAAAGAGUUACAUAGAGAAGGAAAGGCAGAGAGAGAGAGAGAGAGAAAGGACUUCCAUCCGCUGGUUCACUCCCCAGUUGGCCGCAACAGCCGGAGAUGCACCAAUCUGAAGCCAAGAGCCAGGAGCAUCUUCUGAGUCUCUAUGAGGGUGCAGGGGCAAGGACCUGGGCCAUAUUCUACUGCUUUCCCAGACCAUAGCAGAGAGCUGGAUUGGAAGUAGAGCAGCCGGGACUCGAACCGGUACCCACAUGGGAUGCCAGCACCGCAGGCAGCGGCUUUACCCACUACACCACAGCGCCAGCCCCGCUUUAUAACCAUUUUACAUUGGUCUGCUGUACCUGAUCUGAAGGUGCAGAAGAAAAUACUCUGGUUCCUACCCCCUUGAGAAGUUCUAAUGCUGUUGAGAAAACAGUGAAUUAAGUUUCCUGGAGUAGUGUUGAGCAGCUAGGAGAUGGGUCAGUGAAUAUUUCAGAGUCAAGUCCUUCACUGCUCCUGACCUUUGAAGCCUUGGUAGAGUCUGGCCUCAGGCAUCAUCUGCCAGUCUGCAGAGGUUGACUGGAAUUACAAGUCUGUGCUAAUUCACAUGUUUAAAUAUUUUCAAGACUGUAUACAUAUUGGUACCCCUGGGAUGCUUUUAUGUUCUAGUGCAAGGUUUACUAGUUUAGGAAGUGCUAUGGGGGCUGGCAUUGUUGCAGCAAGUUAAGAGGCCACCUGUGAUACCUAUACGUGUGCUGGUUUGAGACCCCCCAAGCACUCCAACUUCCAACCCAGCUCUCUAUUAACGCACCUGGAAAAGCAGUGCAAGAUGGCCCAAGUGCCUGGACCAGGCUCCUGGCUUUGACCUGACCCAGCCCUGACUGUUGCAGCCACUUGGAGAGUGAACCAGCGAAUGGAAGAUCUCUCUCUGUCUCUCCCUUUUUCUGUAAUUCUGCCUUUCAAAUAAAUAAAUUGCUUUUUGAAAGAACUGCUCUGAAGGCUGGAGAUCUUAAAUUGGUGGUAAGGAAGAAGGGGGCUGAAAAUAGAAAGAGUAAAUCAUGGUAAUUUGAGAAAAAACUUAAAAGAUGGUGGUUGCAAAAUGUCAAAUCUUACCUCUGGUGUUGAAGCUUUUGUCAUGUUGUUUUCUAUCAGCAUACAUUGUAGACUUACAUCAGGCAAGAAUGCCAAAAUUUUUUAAGUUGUCCUUCAAGAAAAAAUGGUUUUGUGGGGAAGUUACUGGGUUUCUGUUUUUUUGUUUGUUUGUUUUUUGUUUGUUUGUUUGUUUUUUGACAGGCAGAAUUAGACAGUGAGAGAGAGACAGAGAGAAAGGUCUUCCUUUUUUCUGUUGGUUCACCCCCCAAGUGGGUGCUAUGGCCGGCACGCUACACCGAUCUGAAACCAGGAACCAGGUGCCUCCUCCUGGUCUCCAUGUGGGUGCAGGGCCCAAGGACCUGAGCCAUCCUCCAAUGCCUUCCUGGGCCACAGCAGAGAGCUGGACUGGAAGAGGAGCAACCAAGACAGAAUCCGGCGCCCCAACUGGGACUAGAACUCCGGGGUGCUGGCACCACAUUGCAGAGGAUUAGCCAAGUGAGCCGCGGCACCGGCUGAAGUUACUGGUUUUAACAUUGAGAAGUUUAAAUUUAUAAUCAGAGUUGUGCUCUAAGGAACAAGGCUUUAUUAGAACUGUGUAAUUCAAACUUGUAAUUAUAGAAAAGAUUAUAACCAAGUCAUUCUUUCAAGAUCUGAACAUCUUAGCUGUUGACAUCUCUGGCAUUUUUAACAAGGAAAGAGAGCUGGACUGAGGAAAGUCAUUGACACCAGAUGAGCCACCCAGCAGGUGAUCUGUGUGGUUUAAGUCCAUGAGAACUACCUGCGCUUUCUCAGCGGACCAUAGUGAGACUUUAAUCCCUCAACUCUCACGUUCUCAAGUUCUUCGUUUUGACUCCUUUUUUCAUCAGUGGAGAUGAUAUUUUCAGAAGGGUGUAUUUUGUGUUAAGUCUGUUUAGGCAUUGUGACCCCUGGGUAGAGUCCCUACUUGGGACACUCACAUCCUGUAUUGGAGUCCCUGCUCAUGUCACGGUUGCUUCCUGCCUUUGCAUUUGGGAGGCAACAGAUGCUGGCUCAAGCGCUUGGGCCAUGUGGAAUAUUCAGAUGGAGUUCCUGGCUCCUGACAUCUGUUUAACCUAACCCUGGCUAUUGCAGGCAUUUGGAGAGUGAAGCCAGCAGAUGGAACACCACCUUCUCUGUGUCUCCCUCUCUUUCUGCCAAUCUGCCUUUCGAAUAAAGACAUCUUUUAAAAAACACCACAUGCUGGGUGACUUUAACAGAAUUUUGUUUUUCACAGUGCUGGAAACUAGGAUGUCCACAGUCAAGUUGCUAGCAGAUGACGUGUCUGGUGAGGGCUGGUGCAUUGACAGCCAUUUUUUCACUAGAACCUCACAUGGUAAAGGGCCAACAGCCUGUUGGUUUUGCACUGACAGACCUUUUUUAUAUUCUUAUUGUUUUUAUGUUUUUUAAUUUCAUUUUCGAGAAUCUAAGAUCUCUUUUGAGUCUCUGUCUUCUUUUGGUCAUUCUUUCUCCUUGACCAUUUCUCUUCUUUCUUAUGCGGCUCCUCUAAUUUGCCCCUCUACAAUACUGAUUUGGUAAAACUUGAUAAACAUUGGAUGCAAGAACUGAAGUGAUAGGAAGAUUCCUGGCUGACUUCCAUGUAGCUUUUUGUCUUGGGCACCAAAUGGGAUUGGGAAGACUAGGUAUUAAUGAGUACCUUAUGAGGUGCUUUGUGUCCAGAAUAAACAUUUGGGCAGUCCAGGUUGGUUGAGAGACAAAAAGAUCUGAGUAGGUGUUGUGGCACAGCAGAUUAAGCCACUGCUUUGGACACCCACAUCCCUUAUUGGAGUGCCUGGGAUGAGUCCUGCCUCUGCCUUCCAAUCCAGCUUCCUGCUAAUGCAUCUGGGAGACAACAAAUGAUGGCUCAAGUUUUUGAGUCCCUCCCCACAACAUGAGAGACCUAGAUAGAAUUCCUUCCUCCUGACCCAGCCCUGGUUGUUAGUGGGCAUUUGGGGAGUGAACCAGAGGAUGGUUCUCUCGAUCUCUCUCUCUCGCUGUCUUUCUCUUUUUCUCCCCACCCCCCACCAGCUCCACCCCUUCUGCAUUUCAAAGAAACAAGAAUUGAAAAAAGAUCUGGAUAGAAAAUACAAAUUCGGGGUCCAUCACUUUAAUGGAUGCAAAACUGUUUACUCAUAGAAGGUGUGUAGAGUAGUCAAAGAGCUCAAACUUAAAGAGAAGUCUAUGGAUGAGGCUGAGAAGGAAACUCCAUGAUAAAAUGGCGGAAGAAAACUGGAGGCAUAGAAACAAGUCUUUGAACAAGUAGGAAGCAAGUGGUAAGAACAACUCUGCAACAGAAUGAAAGGCCUAACAGGUAUGAGUCAGAACUCAUUGAGUGGUUUGUGGUGGGAGGGCAAUGUAUGUGAAAAAGAAGCAGCUGUUGUUUUUAAGAAACUGCUGGUCAAAGAGAGAGAAGAAAUUGGGCAGAUAUGACAGAUCUAUUUUCUUGGUUUGUAUCUAUAUGUCAAAGGAAAGAAUCCAAUGGAGAGGGCAGUUGAAGAUAAAAGAGAGAGAAAUGGCAGUUAAAUAAAUGUGAGGAAAAUGUAGUCAAUGAUAAUUUUGGUUCACUUAUAAAAGGAGGAAGAUGAUAGUUUUAUCUGAUUAUUCAUUAAACAAAUAUUUAAUGAGCGCUGCUGUGUGUCAGCUAGUCUUUGUUUUGUCUUGAUCCUUGUGGGACCGUUAAAGAGUAAACAUAAUAAGCAGUUAAAUUAUACAGAAUGUUGCAAGAUGAAUGCUCUGAACAAAAGGAACUAAGAGCAAAUUAAGGAAGAUGAGAAUGCAGUAGUGUUUCAGUUUUAAGUAGUAUGGUCAAAGUAGUCUUUAUAGGUGGCUUGCAGAUAUCGGGAAAAGACUGUUCCAAUCGGAGAAAACAACUGGUGCAGUAACUUUAAGGCAGGGGCCUUUUUAGCAUGAUGACAGAGCUGCAAGGGAGCGGGGGAGGGCAGAGUCAGUGAAGACUAGAAUGAGAGGAAGAAAUAGGUGAGGUGAGGGAAGAGAUUAGGUAUGGCUUUGGAAGCAGGUGUACAGACUAGGCUCUCACUCCAAGAGAAGUUUUUAAACAGGAGGGUCAUCAUCUGACUUAAAUUUAUCGUCUGACAAAAGUAAGUUGUAAGAUGCUUGGAGAGAUUGGGCAAGGUGUAGAAAAGUCCUUGAGGGGAAUGUGGAAGAGAGCCAACCAGAAACCAUGAAUUGUCAUAUAGCAAACAGAGAGCCUUUCGAGAUAGGAUGAUGUUUGAAUACUGUCUAUAUGUGCUGCUACUGAUCUACUCAGUUGUAUAGACUUCAGGAGCAGUGCUCAACUGUUGAGAUGUAAUUGUGGAAAAAAACAGCUGGACAGUCUCAGAGUUGGAUUUUGUGGGAUGGUGUGGCAGAAGGACAAGGCGGUGAUUCCAGGAAUGUGCAGUAGAAGAUAAGCUGGUGAAGACCUCAGGCUGAAACAAGGAGGACCCGCUAGACUUGAAAAAGGAAAGGGAAGCGGGGGAGGGGACGCUAGGAGGAGGCUGUGGAUGACAGAGUGGAGGCUGGAAAUAGAAGUAGCUGCAGACUGGGAUAGUGCAGCUGUGAGGAUUUAAUUUGUGAAGAGCUAGCAGGUGAUUUCAAGGUUAAGGACAUGACUAGAAAUGAUUUCUCAAGAACCUAGGUGUAGAAUAAUAUGAAAUACAGAUGGUUCCUGUCAUAGACCUUGUAAAAUCCUUAGAGUUUCCUGGGUGAUGGGAGUAUUUUUUUUUUUUUUUUUUUGAAGUUUAAAAUGAGGUCCCUCCAUAAUGUGUGCAAUUAUGCUAGUGAGGUUGGGGGCUAGUCUCCAGAAAGGGAUUAUAGGAUUGGAACUUCCAGUCCCACCCUCCCUCCUCUGGGAAGGGGCUAGAGAUCAGAGAACUUGCAUUAUAUAAACCCUUGAACAAUAAGAUAAAGUGAGUUUUCAGGUGCCGAACACAUGGAUGUGCCUGAAGGGUAGUGUGCCCAGAAAAACCAUAGGAGCCCCUCACCAUAUACCUCACCCUUUCUGUCUCCUUUUGGCUUUCAUCUGUAUCUAUUAUAAUAUCUUUAUAGUACACCAGUAAAUACAAAUAAAUGUUUCCUGAGUACUGUGAGUCUUCCUAGCAAAUUUGUCAAACCCAAGGAGGAUUUAUGGAAUUAAUUGAACCCAAGAUGGGAACUCCCAAGUUCUAGCCAUUCAAGUCAGAAGUGUAGGUGACCACCUUCACUUGUGAUUUGCAUCUGAAAUAGGAAGUAGUCAGGACUACACCCUGAACCUGUGAGAUUUGACUCAAGGUCUUAAGAUAGGUAGCAUUUGAUGGAGUGAAUGUGAGACACUUAGUGUCGAGAGAAUUGUUUAUGGUGUGAGGGGGGAUCUCUACAUUUGAUUACAAAGGUAUUAUGUAUUGUGAGAGUAGAGGGGAAACAGUUUUUUCCCUUACACUAGGAUUACUUGAAUUAAUGGCCAAAGUUUAGAUGAUCGAAGACCCUACUGCAUGAGCCUGGUUUGACCAGAUCACUGGAUAGGAAGAUGAAGAAGGGAAGCUAGCACUAGCUCUAGACGCUGAAGUCUGUCACCAUCCUUCAAAAUGCAAUGGAACAUACCAAGGACUAUAUCUCGACUGGCACACAGGACGUGCCUGGAACCACAGAAAGCUGGUCUCUUGGGACACUGUCAAGCCAUAAAGGGACCAUUAAUCUUGUCUAAUGCUGAAUCCAAAGUGGUUUUGGCACAAGGCCCUCAAAAACAGUGGCUGCACUUACCUGCUACCCAGUGUGUUGCAAAACAGAGGAAGCCUUUGGCUGCUCAUCGCCCCCAACCCGGGACCCUGCACCAUAAACCAUGGGAGCAAGCCACUCUAUUCCAGAGGGCUUUAUCAUCCAAGGCCACAGCCCAAGGAGCUCCUUCGGAAAAAAAGGAAGAGCCUGAUCCUUUACAAGACAAAUCCAUUAGUCUUUAUCAGCGAUUUAAGAGAACAUUUAGACAAUAUGGGAAAGUCUUGAUUCCAGUGCAUCUAAUAACUUCUGGUGUGUGGUUUGGAACAUUUUAUUAUGCAGCCAUCAAAGGAGUGAAUGUCAUUCCUUUUCUAGAACUCAUUGGGUUACCUGACAGCAUAGUAAACAUCCUGAAAAAUUCCCAGAGUGGAAAUGCACUGACAGCAUAUGCCAUGUUUAAGAUUGCAACACCUGCCCGGUACACAGUGACCUUGGGAGGGACGUCCUUCACUGUGAAGUACCUGCGCAGCCGAGGCUACAUGUCCACCCCGCCGCCCGUGAAGGAGUACCUGCAGGACCGCAUGGAGGAGACCAAGGAGCUGCUCUCCGAGAAGAUGGAGGAGACCAAGGACAGGCUCACUGAGAAGCUCCAGGAAACCAAAGAGAAAGUUUCUUUCAAGAAGAAAGUGGAGUAGGGUCCUUACACGACAGCAAACGCCUGUACUCCGAUCCUUUGGGGACUGGGCAAAGAUGUGUGCUUCUGGGUUGUUUUAUAUUUUUGUUUUUGUUGGUGGUUAGUCGCCUGACUAUUGUAGUAGUCUGAGGGCUAAAGAAUUCAGAUACUGUUGUACAGUUAAAUAUCACAAGAAAAAUCAGUGUUUUUUGAAAGGAAAGAAUGAACCCUGUAUAAGUCUCUCACAGCAGCAGCCAUAAGCAGUGGCUGCCGUCUUAGGCAUCAGAGUUCCCUGUGAGGCUCUUCAGGGUCCUGUUUGCUGCAGCUUUCACUGGCUGUGCUGGACUCCUCAGAUAACUGUUAACCCUGCUAACGCUCAUGUGUCCACUAAGGUUUUAACUGUAUUUUCCCUGUGGAGACAAACUAGCAUCAUCAGAACUGCCUGUGAAUAAGCGGGGAGUUAGUCUUUCUAUAAAAAAUUAUCUUAACAGUUACCUACGCAUUAAAGUAUAGACCCUAUUAGAUGAAGAAAGGCAAAUAAAAAUUCAGUCAUAUAUUUGUAAAUGAGAUGUACUGGUUAUAUGUACAUAGGAAAUGGACCUUUAAACUGAUUUUUACCUGAAGCUCAUCAUUAUCAAAAUUUUUAAAGCAAUCUCUAUGGCCAUAGUACCUUUUCAAAGCCGUGCAUUGGUGGUGAUCAGCGGAUGGAAAACAUGGUUGUGAGUCCUGGGUGUCCUCUCUGACUCGUGUCUCAGAAGACAAGUGAUAUGAUUGCCCUGUGGGUGUGCUGUGAGGCCACGUGUUCCUGCACAGCUGCCUGGCGCGGGAGACAGGGUGGCCUCCAUUGUCUCCUCAUGGAGCCCGCACAGCUCGUGCAGCAAACCAGUGUCUUUCUUUCAGUGUUAAUGUUGAUUGCAUCAUGGAGCAAAUUUUUUAAGUUGCUGCUGAUUUUUUGUUGUUGUUGAAAUAGCAAAAUUGUCAUUAAAUGACCUUUUUGAAAUGAUGUCUGGCCAUUGUUGGACACAAGAGCUGCCCUGACAGUGGCACGCGUGAGUUUGCGUGUGUCUGUUUCCUUUUGCUCUCUCAGCUUUUACUUCCAUUGCAACAAGGGAGCUGGAGUUGGAGGAGAAAGUAGUCUCUUGAUGGUGUCUGCUUUGCCUUCUCUGCUAAUAUGACAGAGUGUUGGUGGGUUUGCCACACGGUCCUGCAGGGAGCCCUGCUAUUUGGCAGGAUUGUUUUUUCAACCAAAUUUUUAGUUAGGCCAAAGUUUUAAAGAGUGGUUUAAAGGGGAGAAAUGCCUUUGAUUCACGUGUGCUAUGUUGGAGUACUUUUUCAGCGAGCGCGCUGCAGCUGGCAUCUCUGUGGAGAUGGAGUGGGGAUGAGGGCAGGAGCUGGCUGUGCUUUCUUGUGCCGCUGUCUCCGGCUGCCGAGCGGGAAUGCCCUCUCCACCCCAGCCACCCCUUUGCACGUCUGAUCAUUAACGUGUUGUAGUACAUUUAUUAAAUCACAUUUUUGCAGCUAUUAAAUGCUAAGAUAUUAAUAGA